Messenger RNA from Hibiscus syriacus, 600 nucleotides. RefSeq names its product VAMP-like protein YKT61. The transcript is spliced from 6 exons. Gene Ontology annotation, biological process: endoplasmic reticulum to Golgi vesicle-mediated transport. Gene Ontology annotation, molecular function: SNAP receptor activity. Gene Ontology annotation, cellular component: Golgi apparatus. The record is from RefSeq and is a predicted model, not a curated record. Bases 1 to 600 code for a protein of 199 amino acids. Lineage: Eukaryota; Viridiplantae; Streptophyta; Magnoliopsida; Malvales; Malvaceae.
AUGAAAAUAACUGCGUUAUUGGUGUUAAAGUGCCAGCCGGAAGGAUCCGAUCCCAUAAUACUGGCCAAUGCAUCCGACGUGAGCCAUUCCGGUUUCUUCCAAAGGCCAAGCGUCAGGGAGUUCAUCAUCUUCGUCUCUCGAACCAUCGGCAAACGAACCUCUCUCGGUCAGCGCCAGUCCGUCCAGCACGAAGAGUGCAUGGUACAUUCUUACAACAUAAAUGGACUUUGUGCAAUUGGAUUUAUGGAUAAUCAUUAUCCUGUUCGAAGUGCUUUUUCGCUUCUCAACCAGGUGGUGGAUGAAUAUCAGAGAAAUUUUGGGGAAUCAUGGAGAACUGCAGAAGUUGAUAGCACUCAAAUUUGGCCCUAUUUGGAUGAGGCUUUGACCAAGUUUCAGAACCCUGCAGAGGCUGAUAAAUUAUUGAAAAUUCAGAGGGAGUUGGAUGAGACUAAAAUCAUCCUUCAUAAAAUAAUUGAUAGCAUACUUGCACGAGGUGAGAAGCUGGACAGUUUAGUUGAAAAGAGUUCAGAUCACAGUGCGGCAUCUCAGAUGUUCUACAGUCGAGCUAAGAGUAACAAUCAAUGUUGUAGUAUACUGUAA